This is a messenger RNA of Humulus lupulus (European hop), 1549 nucleotides long. RefSeq lists its product as uncharacterized. Lineage: Eukaryota; Viridiplantae; Streptophyta; Magnoliopsida; Rosales; Cannabaceae. The transcript is spliced from 7 exons. The record is from RefSeq and is a predicted model, not a curated record. The coding region runs from base 105 to 1313 and encodes 402 amino acids.
GAGACGAUUAUUGACUGAACUUGAGGAUUUGUUUGGGAGAGGAGAGGAGAGGACUCAGUUUAGUUUUCCAUUUGUGCAAAAAUUUGAAGAGAAGAGCAACGAGCAUGGCUUAUGUUCCACCCCAUAAACGACUUUCAAAGAAGGAUGAUGGUGAAGGUUCUUCACAGAGUCCCUUACCAAAGCCAGAGUUGCCUCCUCCUCUGUUCAACAAAAAUCUCAAACUCAAGUCUCCUGGAGGAACUAGUGCCCAACACCACACAGGUUAUGAAUAUGAGGAUAUUUUCAGAUGGUUCGCUGUUGGGUUGGAUGAUCAUAAUCUCUUGCCACCUUCUGUUCAUCUUCAUAAUGUUUCUGUGGAAUCCCUCGAUGGAAAAUUUGUAAAGCGUCGAGCUUUAUAUCAUGACCGUGAUCUAACCGAAGAUAGUAGCAGCACAGGAGUAACUGAGAGCUUUAUAAGGAGACCAUGGGAAUACAUUGCAGACACUGUGCUUCCAGACUUGGUUUCCUCUUUCGAAGAUUUAAGAAGAGAAAUAGAGUCUCAAAAGCUUGUGGGAAUUAAGCCAAUUAUAAUCACUAGAUUUGGCAAAGUUCUCUUUUCUGGGAGGCCUAGUUUGCUCUCUGAGGACGAACUAAGGCCGUUGAGAAGAUCAUUUAACACAAACAUUCCAGAUUCAUUUGUCAAUGACAUAGCAAAGGAAGGUGUCUCAAAGAAUGGCCUUGAAUUUGCAAAAGACAAAGAAGCAUAUAUUGUGUUUCUUUCUGAUUUCAAUCAAUCAGGAGAAGUUAUUUUUUGCGAUUGUAGGGUACUAAAAGAAGAUGCAAAACUUCAAAUAUACGAGAUUAAACGUUCUUAUGUGCGACACAUGCUCAGGGACAUAUCUUGCCUUGAAAAAGAUUUGGACAUGAGGCUGGAUCUAUGCACCAGAAGACCUGUUACUGCACUUACUGAUGAUGAACUGCAAAGCAUUAAAGAAUUGAUUGAUUCAGCUAUUUUAGAUAGAGAAGUUAAGGGUGGACUGAGAUGGCCCUUGGGGAACGCAGUUUCUGGAGAUAAAAUUCGUGUGACUGCAGUCUGGCAUGUAAUAAGUAAAAAAUACAAAAAUCCAUCACUAAAGCUGAAAAUAAAAAAUGUUGAUCGGUAUAAAUUUUUAUCAUCAACUGGGGAACCUACAAGGGAGGUUGUUAUAAUGCUAAAAGGAGUAGCUUCAGAAUUAAUGAAACAAAAGGUUGAUAUGAAUCUCAUUAGUGAGAUGUUGAAAGAUGACUUGAAGGCUAUAUGGAACAACUUUCUUUGCUGUGAACGCUUUCCAUGAUGAUGUUUGGCAAUGUAAACUCUGUAUUUAUGAACAGUGUUUUCAUUUGAACAAAGGGAAGAAAUCUUGCAGUUUUAUUUGAGAUAUUUUACUCCAAUUUCUUUCUUUUGAUCUCACCAGUGUACUACUUAUACGGUGAAUGUGUUCUUAUGUGUAAUACAUAUAAGUUGGAUAUAUAUGCUCAACUCUCUGUAACCUUCAGCUGGUUUCAGAUAAGUUGAUCUAAGUUUACUCUA